Molecule: messenger RNA, 1758 nt
Organism: Sugiyamaella lignohabitans
Lineage: Eukaryota; Fungi; Ascomycota; Dipodascomycetes; Dipodascales; Trichomonascaceae
Gene: UTP18
Product: Utp18p
Exons: 1
Coding region: 1-1758 (585 amino acids)
Biological process (GO): rRNA processing
Cellular component (GO): Pwp2p-containing subcomplex of 90S preribosome; small-subunit processome
Molecular function (GO): protein binding
Source: RefSeq, a predicted model, not a curated record
AUGGCUCGCAAAAAUAACAAAUCAAAGGCUGAGAAGCCUAUUGAGCCACAGUCUGAUGUAGAAGAUCUGGAGAAAGAUGAGGAAGAGUUAGAACUCGAAAAGAUUGUUUUUGGCGAUUUAGAUGGAUUCGAGACUGGACUGAAAGCCUUGGAUUUGGAUAAUUUUGGUGAUGAUGAGGGGGAUAAUGAUGAAGAUGGAGAACUGAGUGAUCGAGAAAUUGAAGGCAGUGAUGCUGAUAAUGAUUUUGGAGCUGUUCAAGAUGAUAAUCUAUUUUUCGUUGACGAUAGUGCAGCCGCUGCUGGUAUGGACAUUAGUGAUGAUGAGGAUAUCUCUGGCUCUGAUGUAGAUGAUUCAGAUAAUGAAUCCGAUUUUACAGAUCCUGAUUCAGUACUUGAUGUUCAUGGAGGUACUGCAGCUUGGAUUGACUCAGACGAUGAAAAAUUGCAGGUAUCUCUGAAGUCAUCCGAUAAACUCAAGAAACUCCGCAAAAGUCUGGCUGAUAAUGUAGUUGAUGGCAAAGAAUACACUCGCCGAUUACGAAGCCGGUUCGAAAAAAUGUAUCCAGUACCUAAAUGGGCUCGACAAGAAGAACCUAAAUCAAAAGGAAAAUCGGACUCUAACUCAAGCGAUGAAGAAGAUAAUGACAUUGAAAUGGACGACUCGGAGGAGCCUCGUGCACUUACAGCUGAUCCACUGGCUAAAUUACUUACAACACAAUCAACUUAUAUCAGCAAGUCGAUACCUAGGUUAUUACCGCCAUCCGUUCUUGAUAUCACUCGUCUCAAGGAUGCCAAUUCUUCGUUAGUAUCGAAAUCUGGUGUGCAAACUUUAGAUUUCCACCCAACACAUCCACUGUUACUCUCGGGUGGUUAUGACCGUACUUUGAGAAUGUACCACAUAGAUGGUAAAUCAAAUCCAGUUGCCACAUCACUUCACGUACGAAGCUCACCAUUCCAAACAGCUCUAUUCCAUAAAGAUGGAACAAAGGUGUUUGCAGGUGGAAGAAGACGUAAUUUGUACAUAUGGGACAUCGAAACUGGUAAGGUGGAUACCAUCACUAGAAUGUACGGACAUGAAGACAGUCAGAAAAGUAUGGAAAAGUUUCGACUAUCGCCAGAUGGCCAAUAUAUUGGCCUCAUUGGUAGUGGUGGCUGGGUCAAUAUAUUAUCAACAGCGUCAGGACAAUGGGUUACAGGUGCUAAGGUUGAAGGUGUGAUUGCCGAUAUUGCAUGGCAUAAGACUGGUAACUUUUCAAAUCUAUCCAUUGUGAACACCGGGGGAGAUAUCUGGGAGUGGGACUCUAGAGCACGCAAGUUUUCCGAUAAAUGGAAAGAUGAAGGUGGUUUGGGUGUUACCACUAUGUCCAUUGGCGGUAAGAAUGACAGGUGGUGUGCAGUGGGAAGUGCUAGUGGUAUUGUCAAUGUUUAUGACCGUAAAAAUCCUGUGGUAGGCAUGAAGUUAUCCGAAGCAGAAGCUCCUAUCUACAAACCCAAGGCCGUACUAGAUCAGCUUGUCACCUCAAUCAGUAGUUUACAAUUUUCGCCCGAUGGGCAAAUGCUUGCUAUGGGAUCUCGAGCUAAAAAGGAUUCAUUCCGUAUUGCCCAUGUUCCAUCAUUCACCGUCUUUAAAAAUUGGCCAACUUCCGGUACCCCACUUGGAAGGGUCACAUCUGUUGCAUUCACACCGGGUACUGAAAUGAUCUGUGCGGGUAAUGACGCUGGUAAAGCCCGACUAUGGAAGUUUAACCAUUACUCUUAA